UAUUCGUGUAGGGUUCAGAAAGUUAGGUUGCUACGGGACUGAAGCUGUAAGGGACUGGGAAAUUUUAAAUGAUUAGCUGUGCAAUUAAAGUGUCAUAAGAUCAACGAAACAUUCGAAUAUAGGAAAUAAAAGAAAUUACGUGUAACUUCACCAUGUUUGUAGGAAUUUUUUAUUUACAAUCUUGGCAAUAAUUGAGCAUCUUCUGCUGUCAGAAAGAUCUGAAAAAUAGAAGCUGGAAGUGGAACGUGGAGGAAUGACAAGCCCUUCACCCCAGUCUUCACCUAUGCCCCCUCCCCAGACUCCUCCAAUGGGACCUCCCCAGCAGUCCCCUUCACCCAUGCCGUCUCCAUCAGGCAUGCCACCACCGCCUCAGGCACCAACUACUAUGGGCCCUCCACAACAUCAUCCACACAGUCCAACAGGCUACACCCAAGGCCCAUCUCCAGGAGUGAUGCAUAUGAAUGGACCAUCAGGGCCACCGCAGCAUGCCAUGACUUCAGGCACACAAACGUUCCAGCAGCAUACCAUGGGCAUGGGCCACCCUCAGCCUGGACCUCAGGGGUUCAGUGGCCCAAAUGACCCACAACAGAAACAUGCCUUCAGUUCAAACCAGCUGCAGCAACUGCGAGUGCAAAUCAUGGCAUAUCGGCUGCUGUCACGGAACCAACCACUGUCACAGCAAAUUGCAAUGGCAAUACAGACAAAGAGGAUUGACCCCCCACUCAGUCACCCCAGCCAAUGCCCCACUCCACCCUAUCAACAGCAGCAACAGCUUCAGCAACAACAGCAACAGCAGCAGCAACAACAGCAGCAACAACAGCAGCAACAACAACAACAACAGCAACAACAACAGCAGCAGCAGCAACGGACCAAUCAGCAGCAGUCUGACUCAGGGUCAUCUACCCCACCUGGCAUGAUGCAGCACCCUAUGCGGCCACCAGGCCCCCCAGGUGGGCAGCCCCCCACACAGUCUCCAAUGACUGCUCAAAUGGCCCCUCCCAUGGGACCAGCUCCACCUCCACAACAACAGCAGCAACAACAGCAGCAGCAACAUCAACAACAGCCACAACAACAACUACAACAGCCACCGCCCAUGCCCCCUGCACCAGUAUCACAGCCUUCACGACUCCCUCAGCAAACUUCUGCUCAGCCCACCAUGCCUUCCCUACCACUAGCUCAGCAAGCACCACUGCCUCCGCCUCCUACAGUGAUGCCACAAGCACCAGGUCCCAUGCCACAAAUGCCAACUCAGCAGCAGCCCAUUGGCUCUGGUCCGGUGUCAGGUAGCAUGGCCCCAAUGAUACCAUCAAGUAGACAGUCGGCGCCACCGGUCCAACAGCCCUGUGCACCACAGGCCCACCAGAAGCAGAAUAGAGUCACAUCUGUAUGUAAGCCACUUGGGUUGGACCCGCUUCUCAUAUUGCAGGAGAGGGAGAACAGAGUUGCAGCCCGUAUUGCUGAGCGCAUUGAACAGCUAAGUAACCUACCCACCACCAUAUCAGAAGAUCUUCGUGUACAAGCUCAGAUAGAACUCAGAGCUCUCAGAGUUCUGAAUUUUCAGAGACAACUCAGAAGUGAGAUUUUAUCAUGUACACGAAGGGAUACAUCCCUCGAAACAGCAAUGAAUGUGAAAGCAUACAAACGCACCAAACGCCAAGGAUUGCGUGAGGCAAGAGCAACUGAGAAAUUGGAGAAACAGCAGAAACUGGAGGCAGAGAGAAAAAAGAGACAAAAACACCAGGAAUUCUUGAUAUCAGUUCUGCAACAUGGAAAGGAUUUCAGAGAAUAUCAUCGUAACAAUCAAGCCAGAGUGGCACGCUUGAACAAGGCAGUCAUGAAUUACCAUGCAAAUGCAGAGCGUGAGCAGAAGAAAGAGCAGGAACGUAUUGAAAAGGAGCGUAUGCGUCGCCUCAUGGCAGAGGACGAAGAAGGAUAUAGGAAAUUGAUUGAUCAGAAGAAGGACAAGCGUCUUGCAUUUUUGCUGUCACAGACAGAUGAAUAUAUUGGCAAUCUCACUGAAAUGGUGAAGCAGCAUAAGAUAGAACAGAAACGCAAACAGCAGGAACUUAAACAGAAGAAGAAAAAGAAAAAGAAGAAGAAUGCUGAAGGUGAAGGCAAUGGGGAAGGAGGCGAGGCUGAUGAAGAAGGCUCUCAGUCUGCGGAUACAGGAGUUACUGUUGUUGAGAUUGCCACUGGCAAGCAGUUGACCGGAGAGGAAGCACCACUGACCAGUCAGUUGCAGGCUUGGCUUGAUGCACAUCCUGGUUGGGAGGUACUGGAGGAGGAAGAGGAUGAUGAAGAUGAAGACGAUGAUGAUGAAGAUGGCUCAGAAGAAGACUCAGAGGAGGACGAUCAGGACUGUUUGUCCACUCUCAAACCAAAUACAUCAAAUAGUUCAAGUGCAUCAGAUGAGGACAAGGCAAGAGAGAUGAUAAAGAAGGCAAAGGUUGAAGAUGAUGAGUACAAAACAUCCACAGAGGAGCAGACAUAUUACAGUAUUGCACAUACAAUUCAUGAGAUAGUGACAGAGCAAGCCACCAUCUUAGUGAACGGAAAGCUGAAGGAGUACCAAAUAAAGGGCCUAGAAUGGCUUGUUUCACUGUUCAACAACAACCUAAAUGGAAUUCUAGCAGAUGAGAUGGGUCUUGGCAAAACGAUCCAGACAAUUGCUCUCAUCACAUAUCUGAUGGAGAAAAAGAAAGUGAAUGGACCAUUCCUCAUCAUUGUUCCUCUCUCCACUCUCUCGAACUGGGUUCUGGAGUUCGAUAAGUGGGCACCUUCUGUGGUGGUCGUGGCAUACAAAGGCUCACCUGCCAUGCGACGGCAGAUACAGAGUCAGAUGCGGUCCACAAAAUUCAAUGUUCUCCUCACAACCUAUGAAUAUGUGAUCAAGGACAAAGGAAUGCUUGCCAAGCUGCACUGGAAGUAUAUGAUAAUUGAUGAGGGCCACCGAAUGAAGAACCACCACUGUAAGCUCACUCAAGUCCUCAAUACACAUUACCUGGCCACACACAGGCUCUUGUUGACUGGAACUCCACUUCAGAAUAAGCUGCCUGAGCUCUGGGCACUUCUGAAUUUUCUACUUCCAUCUAUUUUUAAAUCCUGCAGCACGUUUGAGCAGUGGUUCAAUGCUCCAUUUGCAACAACUGGAGAAAAGGUUGAACUGAAUGAAGAGGAGACUAUUUUGAUUAUCCGUCGUCUUCAUAAAGUAUUGAGACCAUUUCUUUUGCGGCGAUUGAAGAAGGAGGUGGAGUCUCAGUUGCCUGAUAAGGUUGAGUACAUUGUAAAGUGUGACAUGUCAGGCCUUCAGAGGGUGCUGUAUAGACAUAUGCAGAGUAAGGGUGUGUUGUUGACAGAUGGUUCAGAGAAAGGGAAACAAGGCAAGGGUGGAGCUAAAGCAUUGAUGAAUACCAUUGUCCAAUUGCGAAAACUUUGCAAUCAUCCCUUCAUGUUCCAGAAUAUUGAGGAAAAGUACUGUGACCAUGUGGGGUCCCAAACAGGAGUAGUAUCAGGGCCUGAUCUGUAUCGAGCAUCUGGAAAAUUUGAGCUUUUGGAUCGGAUACUACCAAAACUGAAGGCAACCAACCACAGAGUGCUGCUCUUCUGUCAGAUGACACAGCUUAUGACCAUCAUGGAGGAUUACUUAGGUUGGCGUGGAUUUUCCUAUCUGAGGUUGGAUGGCACAACUAAAGCUGAGGAUCGUGGUGAUCUUCUCCGCAAGUUCAACAGCCCUGAUUCAGAAUACUUCUUAUUUCUUUUGAGUACACGGGCUGGAGGACUUGGUUUGAACCUGCAGGCAGCUGACACUGUUAUCAUAUUUGAUUCAGACUGGAAUCCUCACCAGGACCUACAAGCACAGGAUCGAGCCCAUCGUAUAGGACAACAGAAUGAGGUUCGUGUACUACGACUGAUGACUGUCAACUCUGUAGAAGAGAGGAUCCUGGCUGCAGCCCGCUAUAAACUUAACAUGGAUGAGAAGGUUAUCCAAGCUGGCAUGUUUGAUCAGAAAUCCACAGGCUCAGAAAGACAGCAAUUUCUGCAGAGCAUCUUGCAUCAAGAUGAUGCUGAAGAGGAGGAGGAGAAUGAAGUGCCUGAAGAUGACACAGUGAACCGUAUGAUUGCUCGUAAUGAGUGUGAGUUGGAACUGUUUUCACGCAUGGAUCUAGAACGUCGCCGUGAAGAAGCAAAACUUGGUCAAAACCGCAAAUCACGACUGAUAGAAGAAGGUGAAUUGCCUGAUUGGCUUGUCAAAGAUGAUGAAGAGGUUGAGCGAUGGACAUUUGAAGAGGAAGAAGAAAACUACUUGGGACGGGGAUCAAGACAGAGGAAAGAAGUGGACUAUAGUGACAGCCUUACGGAAAAGGAAUGGCUUAAGGCAAUAGAUGAAGCUGGGGAGGACUUUGAGGAAGAGGAGGAAGAAGAAGAGAAGAAACUACGCAAGAAAACACGAAAACGGCGGAAAAAGGGAGAAGAAGAUGAAGAAGAAGAGUCAACACAAGUGAAGAAACGCAGAACUACCACAGCAACUGCAGCUACCAUAACCACAUCAGUAGACCCAAGACUCAAACGUCAGAUGAGGAAGUUGAUGAACAUUGUCAUCAAAUACACAGACAGUGAUGGGCGAGUGCUAAGUGAGCCAUUCAUGAAACUUCCUUCUCGUCGUGAAUUGCCAGACUACUAUGAAAUUAUCAAGAAACCUCUCGACAUCAAGAAGAUCCUGCAGCGAAUUGAUGAUGGCAAGUUCAAUGAUUUUGAUGAUCUGGAGCGUGACUUCAUGCAACUAUGUAAGAAUGCACAAACAUACAACGAAGAAGCAUCUCUAAUACACGAGGAUUCUAUUGUUCUCCAGUCAGUUUUCACCAAUGCUAGGCAACGUCUUGAGCAAGAAGGAGAGUCAGAUGAUGAUGAUAAGUCACGAGGUGAUGGUGCAGAAGAAGAAAUUCCUUCUGAUGCAGAUUCCUCUGUGAAGAUGAAAAUCAAACUGAAAGGCCGCAAGGUAGAAUCUCGGGGUGGUGGCCGUCGCAAAAGAUGUACGAGGAAGUAUGUUAGUGAUGAUGAAGAAGAUGAGCCGCUGGUAGGCAACUGAAAUGGCAGUUAAAAUGGUGAAAAUGGUAUACAUGUUAGGGUUUAUGUGAAUGUUAUGUAUUAUGUGACAGUAUUGAAAGUACUGGUCAGUUCAGAAGUUUCUGCCAUUUUGCAUUGUAGAGGCUGAAAUCACAUUGAGUAUCCAAAGAUAUGAGUAAAAAUGGUUAUAGUACUAGCUACUAAGGAGGAGCCAGGAUAGAAAGUCGGGAUAGCAACUGGCUACAGGCUGGACAACCGAGAGGUCAGAGUUCUAGUCCCGGUAGGGUCAAGAAUUUUCUCUUCUC
Molecule: messenger RNA, 5369 nt
Organism: Cryptotermes secundus
Lineage: Eukaryota; Metazoa; Arthropoda; Insecta; Blattodea; Kalotermitidae
Gene: brm
Product: ATP-dependent helicase brm
Exons: 25
Coding region: 254-5086 (1610 amino acids)
Biological process (GO): positive regulation of transcription by RNA polymerase II
Cellular component (GO): nucleus
Molecular function (GO): histone binding; ATP binding; transcription factor binding
Source: RefSeq, a predicted model, not a curated record